Molecule: messenger RNA, 3214 nt
Organism: Symphalangus syndactylus (siamang)
Lineage: Eukaryota; Metazoa; Chordata; Mammalia; Primates; Hylobatidae
Gene: TRIM6
Product: tripartite motif containing 6
Molecular function (GO): protein binding; zinc ion binding
Source: RefSeq, a predicted model, not a curated record
AGAGGGAGUUGGGAGAUGAGCCUUCCGCAAACUCCUGACCUGUGGGUCUGUCCGUUCAACAGCCAAAGGCUGGCGGAGGAGGGAGCCCCUGCCUUUCUCGGAACGGAGCAGAGUCAUGCGUGGUUGAGUUUAGAUAAAAGACGAGUGAGCGCGCUCUGUUCCUUAAGAUUAGUUUAAGGCGCCUUGGAUUGCUCCGAAGACCUUUGACCACCUGAUGUUGCUUACAUCUGGAACUUCUUGGCUUCUCAUUCCCCAGAUGUGCGGGUCAGAGAGGUUUCUACAAGCAGGAAACAUCUUAGAAAUCAGGGCUGGGCAGGCAGGAGCCAGGAGAGUAGCUACAAUGACUUCACCAGUACUGGUGGACAUACGAGAAGAGGUGACCUGCCCUAUCUGCCUGGAGCUCCUAAUAGAACCCCUGAGCAUAGACUGUGGCCACAGCUUCUGCCAAGCCUGCAUCACACCGAAUAGCAGGGAAUCAGUGAUUGGUCAAGAAGGGGAAAGAAGCUGCCCUGUGUGCCAGACCAGCUACCAGCCAGGGAACCUGCGGCCUAAUCGGCAUCUGGCCAACAUAGUGAGGCGGCUCAGAGAGGUAGCGCUGGGCCCUGGGAAGCAGCUGAAAGCAGUUCUUUGUGCAGACCAUGGAGAAAAACUGCAGCUCUUCUGUCAGGAGGAUGGGAAGGUCAUUUGCUGGCUUUGUGAGCGGUCUCAGGAGCACCGUGGUCACCACACGUUCCUCGUGGAGGAGGUUGCCCAGGAGUACCAGGAGAAGUUUCAGGAGUCUCUAAAGAAGCUGAAGAACGAGGAGCAGGAAGCUGAGAAGCUAACAGCUUUUAUCAGAGAGAAGAAGACAUCCUGGAAGAAUCAGAUGGAGCCUGAGAGACGCAGGAUCCAGACAGAGUUUAAUCAGCUGCGAAAUAUCCUAGACAGAGUGGAGCAGCGGGAGCUGAAAAAGCUGGAACAGGAAGAGAAGAAGGGGCUACGAAUUAUAGAAGAAGCUGAGAAUGAUCUGGUCUACCAGACCCAGUCGCUGCGAGAGCUCAUCUCGGAUCUGGAGCAUCGAUGUCAGGGGUCAACAAUGGAGCUGCUGCAGGAUGUGAGUGAUGUCACAGAAAGGAGUGAGUUCUGGACCCUGAGGAAGCCAGAAGCUCUCCCUACAAAGCUGAGAAGUAUGUUUCGAGCCCCAGAUCUGAAAAGGAUGCUGCGAGUGUUUAGAGAGCUGACAGAUGUCCAGAGCUACUGGGUGGACGUGACCCUGAAUCCACACACAGCUAAUUUAAAUCUUGUCCUGGCUAAAAACCGGAGACAAGUGAGGUUUGUGGGAGCUAAAGUAUCUGGACCUCCCCGCCUGGAAAAGCAUUAUGACUGUAGUGUCCUGGGCUCCCAGCACUUCUCCUCCGGAAAGCAUUACUGGGAGGUAGAUGUGGCCAAGAAGACUGCCUGGAUCCUGGGGGUAUGCAGCAAUUCACUGGGACUUACAUUCUCUUUCAACCAUCACGCUCAAAAUCACAAUGCUUACUCCAGGUAUCAGCCUCAGAGUGGAUACUGGGUAAUUGGGUUACAGCAUAACCAUGAAUAUAGGGCCUAUGAGGAUUCUUCCCCUUCCCUGCUCCUCUCCAUGACAGUGCCCCCUCGCCGUGUUGGGGUUUUCUUAGAUUAUGAGGCUGGCACUGUCUCCUUUUAUAAUGUCACAAACCAUGGCUUCCCCAUCUACACUUUCUCUAAAUACUACUUUCCCACUACUCUUUGUCCAUAUUUUAAUCCUUGCAACUGUGUAAUUCCUAUGACCCUGCGUCGUCCAAGCUCUUGAAUAUUCUUCUGUUUCCACCCACUUCUGAUAAGUACCCUGAGGCUUAUCAGCAUGUGAUUCUCCCUUCUGAUCUUGUUUUUCUGUGUUCUCAAUUCUUUUGUUGUUUUUUGGUUUUUGAAUUUUUUUGAGAUGGAAUCUCGCUCUGUCGCCCAGGCUGGAGUGCAGUGGUGCAAUCUUGGCUCACUGCAACCUCUGCCUCCUGGGUUGAAGCGAACCUCCUGCCUCAGCAUCCCGAGUAGCUGGGAUUACAGGCACCCACCACCAUGCCCAACUAAUUUUUGUAUUUUUGUAAAGAUAGGGUUUCACCGUGUUGGCCAGGCUGAUCUCGAACUCCUGACCGCAAGUGAUCCACCCGCCUCGGUCUCCCAAAGUGCUGGGAUUACAGAUGUGAGCCACUGCACCCAGCCAGUUCUUUUGUUUUAAACAUUUACUCAGUACUAGGAUGCACCCAGUGGUGAGAGUAAGCAUCUUUGACUGAUGACAGGUCUUGAGGUGGAUAGGGGGUGCUUUUACUUCAGUUUGUUAUAUUGGCCACAACUUGCUGAAAUACACCAUUAUUAUUUGUUGUAUGCAAUACUGGAUUUAUUUUGAUAACGUAUUGUUUAGAUUUUGUUUUCAUCUAUGUUAAUGAAAGAAAUUGGCCUGUGUUUUUACAUUCUUGUAAUAUCUUUGCCAGGUUCUAUAAAAUGCAAUAAUAAGCAAAUAAAUUACUGUUUUUGUGUAAGUAUGUAUAGGAUUGAGCUCUAAAACCAAACCAUUAUAAUGAUAAUUUGGGUAGCUUCAAACUCAAAUUGAAGAGAGUCUUCACUACCGUCUUCACUACAACCUUUGGCCUUCCUCUCUACAUUUAAGAGUAGCAAUAGAACAAUAAAAAAAAAUACAUCUUUCAAAUUAAUUGCAGUAAAAACAAAAGGGUAAUGGGGAGAGAAAAACAACCCAAUAUGUAUUUUUCUCUCAGAAUAGAAAGAAAAUACAAAGAGAAAAUAUGAACACUAUAAAGCACUUAAAGGAAGAGGAUGGUUUCUUCCAGCUUUUCCACACUCUCUUUAUGCGCAGGAACAAACAGCUAUUGAGUGAGCUGCUAUGACUUUGGUAGAGAGGUGCGAUACGUUUUUUGAACCAGCUAUAAAAGAAAUUAUGAGGUACAUGUGAGGGUAGAAACAAAUACCAAGGAGGAGAAUGGCACUGGCUGUCCCAUAUGGUAUCCAGGAGCCACCAAUGUCUGUUGAGUACUUCACACAUGACUAGUCUGAAUUGAGAUGUGCUCAAAGUAUAAAAUAUAUACCAUAUUUCAAAUACCUACUUCAAAAAAUAAUGUAAAAUAUCUCACUAAUAACUUUUCCUUUGUGUAUUGCAAUGAUAAUGUGUUGGCUCUAUUGGAUUAAAUAAAAUAUGUUAUUCAUCUUA